AGGGACUCCAUCAUACCGGAUGCCACCGUUUAAGGAUCCUUUGAAACUUCUCAAGAAUUCAGCGAGAUUUUUAAACUGAAACUGAAGAAUCUGGUACUGUAAGUGUAAACAAGCUUAUUUUGGAAGCCAAUUUCGUAUGCGAUGUUUGGUUUUCAGAGAAGGGGAUUGGGCACCCCACGACUACAGCUCUGGCUUCUCCUCCUCGAAUUCUGGGAGGUGGGGAGCGGCCAGCUCCACUACUCCGUCUCAGAGGAAGCCAAACACGGCACCUUCGUUGGCCGCAUCGCGCAGGACCUGGGGCUGGAGCUGGCGGAGCUGGUGCCGCGCCUGUUCCGGGUGGCGUCCAAAACACAUGGGGACCUUUUGGAGGUAAAUCUGCAGAAUGGCAUUGUGUUUGUGAAUUCUCGGAUCGACCGCGAGGAGCUGUGCGGGCAGAGCACGGAGUGCAGCAUCCACCUGGAGGUGAUCGUGGACAGGCCGCUGCAGGUUUUCCAUGUUAACGUGGAGGUGAAGGACAUUAACGACAACCCGCCGGUGUUCUCGCUCAGAGAACAGAAGCUGCUGAUUGCGGAAUCUAAGCAACUGGACUCGCGUUUUCCACUAGAGGGAGCUUCUGAUGCUGACAUUGAAGAGAAUGCUCUAUUGACCUACAAGCUAAGUAAAAAUGAGUAUUUUUCUUUAGAUUCACCGACAAAUAGUAAACAGAUUAAAAGACUGUCACUUAUUUUAAAGAAGUCUCUGGAUAGAGAGAAAACUCCGGAACUUAAUUUGCUACUAACAGCUACAGACGGGGGAAAACCGGAGCUUACUGGCACCGUUCAGCUGUUAGUCCAAGUCUUGGAUGUCAACGACAAUGAUCCAGAGUUUGAUAAAUCAGAAUACAAGGUGAGCCUUAUGGAAAACGCUGCUAAAGAAACUCUUGUGAUAAAACUAAACGCCACAGACCGAGACGAAGGAGUCAAUGGAGAGGUAACAUACUCCUUAAUGUCAAUUAAGCCCACCGGAAGACCCUUAUUUACACUAGAUCAAAAUAAUGGAGAAGUGAGGGUCAAUGGAACUUUAGAUUAUGAAGAAAACAAGUUUUAUAAAAUUGAAGUACAGGCUACAGAUAAGGGGACUCCCCCAAUGGCAGGUCACUGUACAGUCUGGGUGGAAAUCUUGGACACCAACGAUAAUUCUCCUGAAGUCACCGUGACUUCCUUGUCCCUCCCAGUACGAGAGGACACUCAGCCCAGCACGGUAAUUGCCCUGAUCAGCGUGUCUGACCGUGACUCAGGUGUCAACGGACAGGUGACCUGCUCGCUGAUGCCCCACGUUCCCUUCAAGCUGGUGUCCACCUUCAAGAAUUACUACUCGUUGGUGCUGGACAGCGCCCUGGACCGCGAGAGCGUGUCGGCCUAUGAACUGGUGGUGACUGCGCGGGAUGGGGGUUCGCCUUCUCUGUGGGCCACGGCCAAGGUGUCCGUGGAGGUGGCCGACGUGAACGACAACGUGCCGGCGUUCGCACAGCCCGAGUACACCGUGUUCGUGAAGGAGAACAACCCACCAGGCUGCCACAUCUUCACAGUGUCGGCGCGGGACGCGGACGCGCAGGAGAACGCGCUGGUGUCCUACUCGCUGGUGGAGCGGCGGGUGGGCGAGCGCGCGCUGUCGAGCUACGUGUCGGUGCACGCGGAGAGCGGCAAGGUGUACGCGCUGCAGCCGCUGGACCACGAGGAGCUGGAGCUGCUACAGUUCCAGGUGAGCGCGCGCGAUGCGGGCGUGCCGCCUCUGGGCAGCAACGUGACGCUGCAGGUGUUCGUGCUGGACGAGAACGACAACGCGCCGGCACUGCUGGCGACUCAGGCUGGCAGUGCGGGAGGCGCAGUUAACAAGCAAGUACCGCGGUCGGUGGGUGCGGGCCACGUGGUGGCGAAGGUGCGCGCAGUGGAUGCGGACUCAGGCUACAACGCGUGGCUUUCAUAUGAAUUGCAGCCAGCGGCGGACGGCUCGCGCAUCCCGUUCCGCGUGGGGCUGUACACGGGCGAGAUAAGCACAACACGUGCCCUGGACGAGGCCGACUCGCCGCGCCACCGACUUCUAGUGCUGGUGAAGGAUCACGGUGAGCCGGCGCUGACGGCCACGGCCACCUUGCUGGUAUCGUUGGUGGAGAGCGGACAGGCGCCAAAGGCCUUUUCGCGGACUUUGGUGGGCGCCGCGAGCCCAGAGGCUGCGCUGGUGGAUGUUAACGUUUACCUGAUCAUCGCCAUCUGCGUGGUGUCCAGCCUGCUGGUGCUCACGCUGCUGCUGUAUACGGCGCUGUGGUGCUCGGCAACGCCCACUGAGGGCGCUUGCGCGCCGGGGAAGCCCACGCUGGUGUGCUCCCGCGCGGUGGGGAGCUGGUCAUACUCGCAGCAGAGGCGGCAGAGGGUGUGCUCUGAGGAGGGCCCACCGAAGACGGACCUCAUGGCCUUCAGCCCCAGUCUUCCUCUAGGUCUGAAUAAGGAGGAAGGGGAAAGACAGGAGCCAGGGUCAAAUCACCCCGGACAGGUGAGUUUUCUACAGAUUCCACCUAUCAGGAAGUGUAUGUGA
Molecule: messenger RNA, 2571 nt
Organism: Nomascus leucogenys (northern white-cheeked gibbon)
Lineage: Eukaryota; Metazoa; Chordata; Mammalia; Primates; Hylobatidae
Product: protocadherin alpha-11
Biological process (GO): homophilic cell-cell adhesion
Cellular component (GO): plasma membrane
Molecular function (GO): calcium ion binding
Source: RefSeq, a predicted model, not a curated record